Rhodotorula toruloides NP11 is the source of this 372-nucleotide messenger RNA. Its product is annotated as F-type H+-transporting ATPase subunit h. The record is from RefSeq and is a predicted model, not a curated record. Gene Ontology annotation, biological process: proton motive force-driven ATP synthesis. Lineage: Eukaryota; Fungi; Basidiomycota; Microbotryomycetes; Sporidiobolales; Sporidiobolaceae. The transcript is spliced from 5 exons. The coding region runs from base 1 to 372 and encodes 123 amino acids.
AUGUUCGCACGCCGCAUCGUCCUCGCCGCUCGCCCGCUCGUCGCUAGGCCGUUCUCGGCCACCAGCGCGCCCAGGAAGGAUCUGGUUCAGGACCUCUACCUCCGCGAACUCCGCUCUUACAAGCCCAAGCCCGCCGCCUCAGCCCAAGGCGCCACCAAGUCUUACUCGACCCCCUCGGCACCCAAGGCCCCCGAGGUGCCGGACGCAAAGGCGUUGGCGGGAGAGUUGGCUGCUUAUGAGGCCUCCACCCCGGACGUCGCCUCUACCACCCCGGGCGUCGCAGCCGAAGCAACCGAGGACGACGCGACCCUCGGAGCCGACGACUUCCUCAAGCUUUGCGAGCAGGACGUCAAGGUUGAGGCGAAGCACUAG